AUGGCAGUUCUGAAAUACCGGGGGCAGGGGAAAGAUCAGUCUUUUGUGACUCUAGCUACAAAUGACUCCUAUGUGAAAGGAGCACUGGUACUUGGUUCAUCUUUGCAACACUAUAGAACAACAAGGAAGUUGACUGUACUCAUAACUCCUCAGGUCUCAGAUCUCAUGAGGAAAGUGCUGGAAAGAGUCUUCGAUGAAGUUAUAUUGGUAAAUAUUCUGGAUAGUGGAGAUUCAGCACACUUGGCAUUAAUGAGGAGACCUGAACUGGGCAUCACUCUGACAAAACUUCACUGCUGGGAACUUACGCAGUACUCAAAAUGUAUUUUCAUGGAUGCAGACACAAUGGUUUUGUCAAAUAUUGAUGAACUUUUUGAGAGAGAAGAGCUGUCUGCAGCACCAGAUCCAGGCUGGCCUGACUGUUUUAAUUCUGGAGUUUUUGUGUACCGACCUUCCAUUGAAACGUACAAUCAGCUGUUACAGCUUGCCACAGAGAAAGGCAGCUUUGAUGGUGCGGACCAGGGCUUAUUAAACACCUUCUUCAGCAGCUGGGCAACAACAGACAUGAGCAAACAUCUACCAUUUAUUUAUAAUUUGAGCAGCACUUCUGUAUACUCCUACCUUCCAGCAUUUAAAGCGUUUGGUGCAAAUACUAAAGUGGUACAUUUCCUGGGAAGCACAAAACCAUGGAACUAUACAUAUGAUUCCAGGACAAAAAGCCUAAAAGGAGAAAUGCAUGACUCUAAAAUAGUUCACCCAGAAUUCCUCAACAUGUGGUGGGAUACCUACAUGGCUAAUAUUUUACCAUUACUAGAAGAGUAUGGAAUCAUCAAAGAAAAUACCACUGCUGUAAACACGGCAGAGGUUACAGAGGCAGUGUCCCACAUGUCAGUAUCAGCAGCAGCACCACCACCACCUUCCCCACCAGCACCAGUUCUACCAGCUUUGUCUUCACUAGAACGCAAGCAACGGUGGGAGCAAGGCCAAGCAGACUAUAUGGGAUUGGAUUCUUUUGACAACAUCAAGAAGAAGCUCGACACCUACCUUCAGUAGAAAUACUAGCCUCAAAUGCCAUCAGUGCAAGGACUUGCUUCUGUACUGUAGCCGGU
Messenger RNA from Tinamus guttatus (white-throated tinamou), 1106 nucleotides. It is a transcript of the gene GYG1, whose product is annotated as glycogenin 1. The record is from RefSeq and is a predicted model, not a curated record. Gene Ontology annotation, molecular function: glycosyltransferase activity. Lineage: Eukaryota; Metazoa; Chordata; Aves; Tinamiformes; Tinamidae.